ACAGCCUACACUACCCCACACCUCGGCCACCUAGAUCUCCACCGUCAACCCCACAAACCCUUCUCCAUUUUCGCAGAAACACAGAGCCAGAGCUCGAGAUGGGCGCAACACAAGCGAUGAAGAGAAUUCCGCUUAUCAAGUUUCCUCAGAGGCACCGCAAACCCUCCGGUUCUGCAUCUGCAUCCCAGGCAGUGUCUGCAGAUGGGAAUGCUCAGCAGAGUUCCUUUACUAGGAUGAAGGUUCCUGUUGCCCCUUCAAAUGUUGGUUCAGGAGGGAAGGCUUCUCUCCAGCCAAAACGAACUCCAGUUUCUAAUGAGGAAAUUGAGGCUAUUUUGUUGGGAGGCUGCUUCUGAUCUUUUGAUGGAGCUCUGAGACAGGAAGUCGAUGUAUUGGGCUGUUCUUUGUCUUUUGAAUUUCUUUCUUUAUUUUGUGGAAAUCAAAUUUUUUUACUUUCUACAUAAACAGAGAAGGUUAUAAUGCAACGAUCGGCUUUCUGAAAUCUUCUACAUAAACAGCUGUAUCUUGAGGAGAUUAUAAUGUAAUGAUCAGCUUUCUGAAAUCUUCCCAAGCGGAAAAACUAAUUAUAUCUGGAGAAGGUUAUAUGCAAAGAUCCAGGUUUCUGAAA
Messenger RNA from Vitis riparia (riverbank grape), 625 nucleotides. RefSeq lists its product as uncharacterized. The transcript has 3 exons. Lineage: Eukaryota; Viridiplantae; Streptophyta; Magnoliopsida; Vitales; Vitaceae. Bases 99 to 353 code for a protein of 84 amino acids. The record is from RefSeq and is a predicted model, not a curated record.